UGGGUUGAGCAGAGCUCACCUGGGAUCACUGCCCUUUCGGUGUCCUCAAGAGUCACCUCAACUAUCAACUAACUCCUUCUCCCCCACCGAAACCACCACCGUAUUUUUCUUUCUGUUUUGUCCUCUCAUCGGACAACAUCAUUCGGUCAAUUCGCAGAUUAAGGAAUGGGGAGUUUGCAAUUGCAGCUGAAUUUCCAUCCUCAAUUUCUUUUGCCACCAAACCCAUUAUUAUUUGUGUCGCAGCAGCAUUGCAGAUUUAGAUUGAGUGUUGGAAAAUCUAGUAUUGGGUCACAAAGAAAGGCAAAGAGGAGAAGGGAUUUAGUAACCAUAUUUGCAUCAUCAUCUUCAUCAUCAGUGUCUGUUUGGGAUGGAUGGUUGCCUGACAAGGGAAAUGCCCCUUCUCUCAGUGACAUCUUCUGGCCUUCUGCAGGGGCGUUCGCAGCAAUGGCAAUACUGGGAAAGAUUGACCAAAUAUUGGCUCCAAAAGGGGUUUCUAUCACCAUUGCACCAUUGGGAGCUGUUUGUGCUGUUCUCUUUGCCACUCCCUCCUCUCCUGGCGCUAGGAAGUACAAUAUGUUUAUGGCGCAAAUAGGUUGCGCUGCAUUUGGGGUAUUGGCUUUCACCAUUUUUGGGCCAGGAUGGUUGGCUAGGAGCUCUGCUCUUGCUGCUGCCAUUGCCUUUAUGAUUUACACUCGUGCUGUUCAUCCUCCCGCUGCGAGCUUGCCUAUAUUGUUCAUAGAUGCAGCUAAGCUACAUCAGCUUAACUAUUGGUAUGCUUUGUUUCCUGGUGCCACUGGAUGCAUUCUUCUCUGUAUUAUUCAAGAGAUGGUGUGUUACUUGAAAGAGAACUUCAAGUUCUGAGGAUUCUCACUACCAAACCAAUCAUUGCAUGCCAAAAUUUUUUUGGUAAAUAGUAUAAUGAUUUCUUCAUUGGUGAAUAUAGUAAUAAUAUCUUGGAGGAUAUUAUGUGCCCUUAAUUAGAUUAUUUAGGUUAUAAAUAAUUUUUUUUUUUGUUUUUUUGUUUUUUUGGUUUCUACAUGUUCAACAAAAAUAAUGAAACAUGUAUAAUUGUAUAUUAUGUAUGUUGGUGUUUAGAUCAAUGGUCCAAUAUAACCAUUCAAAUA
Molecule: messenger RNA, 1124 nt
Organism: Ipomoea nil (Japanese morning glory)
Lineage: Eukaryota; Viridiplantae; Streptophyta; Magnoliopsida; Solanales; Convolvulaceae
Exons: 5
Coding region: 166-861 (231 amino acids)
Source: RefSeq, a predicted model, not a curated record